AUGAAUGUCUCAGACAUCUCUAAUGUCAUCAUAGAUGCUGUAGCAUCACCUGUCCUUCAAAUACUGAAUCAUCCAUACCCUCUGGAUCCAUCAGAAGGUGAGGCUAGCUAAUCUAGACUUCUUCUUGCCUAUAUUGCCUCUAGAUUUGGAUCUGCAAAUUUCACUGCUGAGUUUCAGCUUGCUUAUUGCGAGCGUUUACUUGCUGAGCUGUGACAUACAUCACUAAUUCACCACUUCUCUCUCUCCACAACUAUUCUUUUGUCUCCAUUUCUUCCACUUUUUUACGAUUCUUACUUAAAGUGAGCAUAUCCAUUUGCUUUGUUUCUUAUUUUGGUUUUAGAGUAAAUGUCCCAUACAUCGUUUGUUAUGGACUUCAAACGCAAACAACGACCUUAUUUGAAUGUGAAAAUUUCAAAUAUGUGGUUGCCGUCUUGCCGAUAUAAUUUUGUUCGGAAUGAAAUAAAGUUUAUGUUAUCGCUUACUUUUAUACAAGAUAAAUCUUUGCUAAAGACCAUAAAAGAAUACACACAUGCUUACAAAAAAAACACAGACUCGUCAUGUGCGUGUCUAUAUAUAGUAAUCAAGUUUUGAUCACAAAAUGACUCGAACACACCACUUGUGAAAAAAAUGCACUAACCAAACUAAACAAUUAUAGAGACCUAACAUAAUUCACGUUUUCUUUGCUUCGAAUCAAAGCCUGCUUUGCGGAAUGGACGUAUUAUACUAUGAUUUGUUGGUUAGACUAGUUUGGUAUGGACGUUGAGUUAUUUAAUACAGACAUAUGAUAAUGUGAGCGUUAGCCAAGUCGUGUUAGAUUAUGUUUCCUUCCGUUGAACAUAUGGAAGAGGGGAGCAUUAAAACAUGUGAGGGUGGGGCAGGUAAGUGUCCUUUAGACAAUAAGAAGUGGGUCUCUUUGCAUUAGGUUUCUGACAUCUUACACCCAAUUAAUCUUCAAGGAUAACAAAUAUUAUCAUGUGAAGAGUACUUUUUUGUCCUUUUGUAAUCCCUUUAAUUGCGACACUCUUAACGGACUUCGGUUGAUACGCAGCAUGAAUCUCACAUUAGGCGUCACCAUUAUUCAUGAAUACAUGAGAAAUAACUCACAUAUAUGUAUGUAUAUAUUUCUUGUGGUUGUCUCUUUUUUGUCAACUUGUAGUGGUUCAGAGAGUUAUUAUAGUAGACUUUUUUUCUAAAUGGUGUUUCGAGUAAAAUGGAGCUGGGUUGGAAAACAACCUUUGUCAUGUAACAAAAACUCUAAUCGUAAAUCAAUUUCAAAGACAUAUUAAGAUGAACCCAUGAGUUGGAUGUAGUAUUAAACUGGUAGGGUUGUGAGUUUUGGAGCAAGGAAAACUUCAAAAUAUGGCCCUGUCAAGGGAACACACCUAACAGAAUCUCAUGGAUUAGCAUUUGUCUUCUGCUGCUCCCUUACGCCCCACUACAUGUCACACACAUUAUUUCGUUUUAUUCUGUAAUAUUGUACAUAUACUAAUUAUUUUAUUUUAUUUCAUUUAACCUCAAUUCUUUCUUCAUUAUUGUCCUUCCAUAUAGUUUUAUGAGUUAUUAUUGAGUUCAUCCCUUAGAGUCACCAACCAAUAGGAUUUCAUUAUUUCAAAUUCAAUAUCUUUUAAAAAAAGAAACAAAAUAUUGUCAAGUUAUAUUAUGUUUUUAAAAUCAAAAAAAAAAAAAAAAAAAUA
Brassica napus (rape) is the source of this 1694-nucleotide messenger RNA. RefSeq lists its product as uncharacterized. NCBI's taxonomy places the organism in Eukaryota, Viridiplantae, Streptophyta, Magnoliopsida, Brassicales, Brassicaceae. The record is from RefSeq and is a predicted model, not a curated record.